Molecule: messenger RNA, 387 nt
Organism: Trypanosoma conorhini
Lineage: Eukaryota; Euglenozoa; Kinetoplastea; Trypanosomatida; Trypanosomatidae
Exons: 1
Coding region: 1-387 (128 amino acids)
Source: RefSeq, a predicted model, not a curated record
AUGGUGAAGAGUUCCAGCCGCGUGCAGCGCCGGUUGGUGGAACGGGCGGCGGCCGUCCCCGCCUCUCCCGCGGGGCAGCCGCACGCGGAUGGCGCUGCGAGGCACGGCGGGCCUCGCGGGCGUAGUGUUGGGGGCGCCGACGGGACCGCAGGGGCGCGGGCCUCGCCUGUCGAAGCCGUGAGGGAGACGCGGCGGCGGUGCUGCACGUGUGGUGGGCACGAGGCUCGAGAGCGGCUGCGGGGGGCAGACGAGGGAGCGGGGCUUCCCUACGGCACGAGUGGCGGCGACGGGCGGCGACGGGCAGGGACGGAGCCGUCCUUUGCGGGCGGUGCCCGACCCCUCCACCGUUUUUCUCUUUCUCUUUCUCUUUCGUGCGGGAGGUGGUAA